Klebsormidium nitens is the source of this 2340-nucleotide messenger RNA. NCBI's taxonomy places the organism in Eukaryota, Viridiplantae, Streptophyta, Klebsormidiophyceae, Klebsormidiales, Klebsormidiaceae. The record is from the annotation of a GenBank genome assembly.
AUGACGUCAGCGUCGAGAGCCUCCCCUUCCAUGCUGACGUCAGCGGUCAGCCCGCCCGUUCCGCUGGUCGAGAGGGGAACCCCGCGCGCGACGCCCCGGCGGCGUCCGCUGCCGUUCUUCGAUCCGGAGACCGGGGAAGUUAACCGGGGAGUGUUGGUGGAUCCCAUUGACGAGGAGUCUCCAGUGCCUGACGUCACGGAAACGUCACCGGUGACCUCAUCCAGGAGGCGCCGGAUGAGACGAUCGGGAGUGACGGCGGAAGGCGAUAGCGACGUCGACAGUUUUGAUUCCGUUGGUUCCGGCAUGGAAGAGUCCGACUCCGGGGAGUCAGGGGGCGGAAUCUACAUCGAAGAAGCAAAACCCAAGUUUAGAGUAUUCUCAGGGCGCCCCUUAAAACCCGAUGCGGGCAGCCCUCCGGUUACCGUAAUCCGGUCCCCGGAUACCGGCGCGGCGGAAGCCGUUUCUCGGCGAUUGACGUACGAGCCCUCGGGGCCUUCCCCCGCCCCCGCGCUCGUAGGACAGCUUUUUCCGGCGUCGAAGAACUCGCCCCCGGGCGCAGAGGCCGAACUUUUCGACGAGGAACGGCGGCGAGGGGACGGCCUGAUCCUGGCCCGCCCCGCGCGCCGGCGGUUCGGGGACGCGGACCCGAUGAGCCCGCGCGCUCGUAGGGUUUUGGGGCGCGAGGGUUCGGAGGGUUCGGGCGCGUCUUCGUCGCCGCGCGGGUCGCGGGGCGACAUCGUAAGCCCUCGAAGCAGGAGCGGUUUGUCGCGCAGCCAGUCGGCGGAAGACCUGAACAGGGGGGGCAUCUCCGUGAGUUUUGCACCCCCCCAGAGGCGGGCCGGCGGCUCGUUCGCGUACUACAGCGGGGGAAAGUUGGCGGACGUCCGGAGCAGCAGUUCCGAGAAGGACUUUUCCGACUAUUGGGGCAGAGUCACCGGAACUCCGGCGUCCAUUCGGUCACCGGAGGCCGAAGCGGGCCCAGCUUUGGACGUUCCGUUCGUUCCGGCGCGCAAUGAGGGGCCGGAAUCAUCCGCCACGGUGGGGCCUCAGGGUGACGUCGGCUUUGGGCAGCGUGAAAUCAGCUUUGAGGAGCGUGCCGUCGGCUUCGCGGGGGCUGACGAUAGGUUGCAGCGGUACGGCUCGAGUGGUGUUAGUUUUGAGAGUGACAUCAGCGCGGUGCGGAGUGAUCCGGGGCUGCUCCGGCGGCGACCGCCGGAAGCGGAAUUCCGCCCGGAUCUCGGCCGGAGGUCGCUUGGGAGCGCGGAGUUCACCUGGCAGCUCGGUGACGCAUCCGGGGGGGACUCGGACUUCCGGCGGCGGUCCUUUCCGGUUCCGCAGUCCCGCGACCAGCGGAACGCAACGGAAGACAUGCGCGAGUUUUUCCCCGCUGCGCCGGCGCGGCUGCUCGGAACGGGUGAAAGAGUGUCAAUUUCGCGGCCGGACAUUUCCGUUGAGCUCGAACCGCGGAUUCCGGGCCCGGCACCGGAAGCGUGGGAGGAGGGCGCCGCUCAAGAAGUCUCCUUCCAGCCAGAAGCCGAAAGGGAUCUCAGCGGAAUGACAAUGACAGUACAAGCGGGUUCUGACAGCGGGGCGUUCCGGUCCGGAGAGAGCGGCAUCGAGGCAUCGAGCGGAAACGGAACACUGUCGAGUCUCGAGAGCGGAGCGAUCGAGCAGCGGAUCUCAGGGCUUGGGGAGGAGUCGGCGCAAUUCGCCGGGCGCAAUACGAGGCGGCCGUCCCCUUACUAUUAUUAUUCCGGGGACGCGGUUACUCUUCCACCGGUCGCUUCUCUGGGAAGAUUGGAGCCCAUUGUCGAAGUCGGGUCGACCCCGGAAAUGUCCCCCGAGUCGGCGGAGAUGCGGCCGCGGACCGCGAUCCGGUUCUAUUCGCCGCAGUUCCGCCGGCGGUGAGCGGAAUAUACUGCACGGAAACUGACGGCCUGUUGGAUAUCAGUACGACCAAACGGACAACUAACUUAUAAUCGACAGACAUCCGGAGGGCGAUCAAACUAGCAUCAGGGGGUGACCGGAAAAGAUCUGACCGUUUUUGUCAAAGGCUUUGUACAAUGCUUCUGUUGAGCACCGUUAUGUCUAUCGCAUCCACUUGAGACUUGCAAGAUUUCUGCUGAAAUCGGACCGCGCUUGCGUUAAAUCAAGAAGGAUAAGAGAGAACGAUACCUGAUUUUGCUUGCAUAGGGUUCUGAACCGUCCGCAACCAUUUGUAGGGUUGCGUAGGACUCUGAGAGGGUCACUCUUGCUCACCGUUAGAAUGCUUACGCAGGAAGCGAGAUUGGUUACAUCCAGACCCAUUAUCUGCCUUGUGCCAUGCGCCCGGCCUGCCCC